ACGUUGACCUCUCUGCUGUCUUCAAAGAGCUUGCUAAUUAAUUACUGUUAAUUAAAAUCUAGAAGCCUGCCUGCCUGCCUGCCUGUUUGAAGGCUAAUAACGUCCGCUAAGACACACAGUGAGUUAACAUUUAAAUAGGUCGGCAAUUGAGUUGAUUCCUUUCCGUAAUAUUAAUUAUUUUCCUUUUUCUGAUUCAUGAUGUUUUCCGGAUGUUCUUGGAAUUGGAUAUCCUCAACGGCACUGCGCCGCCAAGUGUGUCCGUGUUGGCCACCUUCCGAGAAUUUUCCAUUAACGAGUCACAAUUUCAUACUUAAUUACCUUUUUUUAUUUGAAGUUUUUCUUCGACCGAGUUUGUUUAUUGAUAAAUGAGUUAAAAGUGAUCUGCGAUUCUUGUUGUUGGUUGAAAUCUUCGUCUCUGUUUGUGGCGAAUCCGUAGAUCGGGUGCUCGAUUACUUGCCUUUUCUUGAUUUCUGCCACCGGCGGCGGCGGAGGAGAUGGCGACGCCGCUGGCGUACCAAGCGUCGCUGCCGGCGUCGCCGGAGUGGCUGAACAAGGGCGACAACGCGUGGCAACUGGCGGCGGCGACGCUGGUGGCGAUACAGAGCAUGCCGGGGCUGGUGGUGCUGUACGGCAGCAUCGUGAAGAAGAAGUGGGCGGUCAACUCUGCGUUCAUGGCGCUGUACGCCUUCGCCGCCGCGCUGAUCGUGUGGGUCAUCGUGGGCUACCGAAUGGCCUUCGGCGACCGCCUGCUCCCCUUCUGGGGCAAGGCCGGCCCCGCCUUGGGCCAGCGCUACCUCAUCCGCCGCGCCUUCCUGCCGGCGACGCCGCACCACUACAGCGACGGCAGCCUGGAGACCCCCAUGGUGGAGCCGUUCUACCCUCAGGCCUCCCUCGUCUACUUCGAGUUCACCUUCGCCGCUAUCACCGUCAUCCUCCUCGCCGGCUCCGUCCUCGGCCGCAUGAACAUCAGGGCCUGGAUGGCCUUCGUCCCCCUCUGGCUCAUCUUCUCCUACACCGUCGGCGCCUUCUCCCUCUGGGGCGGAGGCUUCCUCUACCACUGGGGCGUCAUCGACUACUCCGGCGGCUACGUCAUCCACCUCUCCUCUGGCAUCGCCGGCUUCACCGCCGCCUUCUGGGUCGGGCCGAGAUUGAAGAGCGACAGGGAGAGGUUCUCGCCGAACAACAUACUGCUGACUCUGACGGGGGCGGGGCUCCUGUGGCUGGGCUGGUCGGGGUUCAACGGCGGCGCUCCGUACGCCGCGAACAUCACGUCGUCGAUGGCGGUGCUGAACACGCACGUCUGCGCCGCCACCAGCCUGCUCACGUGGACCUGCCUCGACUGCGCCUUCUUCAAGAAGCCGUCGGUCAUCGGCGCGGUGCAAGGGAUGAUGACCGGCCUCGUCUGCAUCACUCCCGCCGCAGGAUUGGUGCAAACUUGGGCGGCGAUGGUGAUGGGGGUGCUCGCCGGGAGCAUCCCCUGGUUCUCCAUGAUGAUCCUCCACCGGAAGUCUCCUCUGCUGCAGCGCGUCGACGACACGCUCGCCGUCUUCCACACCCACGCCGUCGCCGGCCUCCUCGGCGGCCUCCUCACCGGCCUGCUCGCCGAGCCCGCGCUCUGCCGCCUCAUCCUCCCGGUGCCGGGCACCAAGGGCUUAUUCUACGGCGGCGGCGUCAUGCAGAUCGUGAAGCAGGUAGUGGGCGCGCUGUUCGUCAUCGCCUGGAACCUCGUCGCGACCACGGCCAUCCUCCUCGUGAUCGCGAAAUUCACGCCGCUGCGAAUGCCGGACGACCAGCUCAUGAUCGGGGACGACGCGGCGCACGGCGAGGAGGCGUACGCGCUGUGGGGCGACGGCGAGAGGUACGACGCCACGCGGCAGGACACGCCGGCGGCGGCCGGGGGCAGGGAUGAGGCCAUGCGCAUGCGCUCCGUAGGCGAGUUUAAUGGAGCCAGAGGAGUAACCGUCCAACUAUAGCCGUUGAAUUUACUUGUAAAAAUAACUGUUUCUUUCUUAACUUUUUUUUUCCCCCCUCUUUUUAGCUCAUCAUGAUUCAAUGAUGUUGCUUUGUUUUGUUUUGGAAGAUUGAGAUUUAAGAGCGAUCGCCGCCUCUCUCUCUUGUAAUUCAUAGAUUGUACGGAGGACGAAGAAGUCAUUAAUUCAA
Messenger RNA from Zingiber officinale, 2160 nucleotides. RefSeq names its product ammonium transporter 2 member 1-like. Bases 495 to 1973 code for a protein of 492 amino acids. Gene Ontology annotation, cellular component: plasma membrane. Gene Ontology annotation, molecular function: ammonium channel activity. The transcript has 3 exons. Gene Ontology annotation, biological process: ammonium transmembrane transport. Lineage: Eukaryota; Viridiplantae; Streptophyta; Magnoliopsida; Zingiberales; Zingiberaceae. The record is from RefSeq and is a predicted model, not a curated record.